AUUGGGUGUUGUUGAGUGCACAGGUAGCCAUCUGCUUUGUGAUCGAGGCUUUAUACAGAUUUUGCAAACCGUUAAGCGAUUUUGUCGACGCUAAAACGCACGGAGAAGUAACUUCUUUCCUGUAGGAUACUGCUCGACUUUCCGUCACAACAGAAGCAGAAGAGGUAUUAGAAAGCGGGUGUAACGGUAUAGAUAAAAAAAAAGAUUUGUCCUGACUUCAGAGAACGUUUUUGGCUCUGCUGCAGUAGUUGCUGAAACGGAACUUGUGCCGCGAAACCUCACAAAAUGUCGCCGAAAUUGCAUCUUCAUGCUAUUAUUUUUUGGUGCGUAACAGGUAUUCUGGGUUCCUACGCGCAAGAAUGUGGCCGACCACACAUAGUGGAGAGCAGGAUUGUGGGCGGUACGGACGCUACAGAGGGCGAGUGGCCGUGGCAGGUUGAUAUACAGACACAGCAGAGUGGUCAUAUCUGUGGAGGCUCCAUCAUCACAGAGAGCUGGGUCCUAUCGGCCGCUCAUUGUUUCCCCGAUCCAUCCGAUGUGAGAUCUUACAUCAUCUACGUUGGCCGGUACCAGCUUAAUGGCCUCAACAAGUACAUGUCAACGUAUCGUGUGAGCCAGGUGGUGAUCGCAUCCGGUUACAAUGAGCCUCAAAAAGGGAACGAUUUGGCGUUGGUAAAGCUGUCCAGCUCAGUAACCUGGUCACAAUAUGUCCGUCCCAUCUGCUUGCCCGCCUCUGGCACCCUGUUUCCAAGUGGCAUGCAGUGCCAUGUCACAGGCUGGGGGAACAUCCGUGAUGAUGUGCCUCUGCCAGGGGUCGGGACUCUGCAGAAAGUGCAGGUGCCAAUCAUUUCCCAGAGUUCAUGUCAGGAGAUGUACCAGACAAACCCAACAGAGCAGGUGGACAUCCUGUAUGACAUGAUCUGUGCUGGAUACCAGAAGGGCGGCAUGGACUCCUGCCAGGGUGAUUCAGGAGGGCCUCUUGUCUGCCAGAUGGAAAAUGGGACCUGGGUGCAGGCUGGCGUGGUGAGUUUUGGACUUGGCUGUGCUCACCAAAACCAGCCAGGUGUGUAUGCCAGACUGACCACCUUCUCGAGCUUCAUUAAAAACACGGUACCAGAGAUCAAGCUGUAUGGCCGAGCAAAUUGGAACUGGUGUGGGAGGGCUGCCAUGUUGGUCAGUUGUCUGUCCUCUCUACUGAUCCUGCUUCAGAGGUAGAACACUUCCGACAACUGGAUCUGUGAGAGACUGGUUGAGAAGAUCAUCCAGAUCAAAGCCCACGCCGUACCCAGCCCCGCUGCCUUUAGGGGUGACCGAGAACACCGGGGAUGGGGACGUGGUUUUGGCUUGGUCCAGUUCUUUGUAGCCAAAGAUAGCCUUCUGAACCAGCCCAACAGUGUUCUUGGCAUCAUAUUUUACACUCUGCAAAUGGGCCUCGGACUGUCUCUGUCCAAAAAAGCAGCAAUGUUUUUGGUCUUCUCCUCCUGGGUGUCUAUGGCCGGCUCAAUUUAUCUUGCAUCUAUUCUUGCCUUUGUUCUGGGGGAUUUCUGCAUGGUCUGCGUGUCAACAUAUAUCGUCAACUUUGCGUUGCUCUUCACCAACCUGAAACUCAUGGGAGGGGCACAAGGCAGGUAUUGUCAAACCAGGUAUUUAAACAUUGACAAACUGGAAUCGUGCAGUCGCACAAUGGCUACGAGGAAGUGGAUGUGCGUUUUGACUCUGGCGAGCCUUUUAUCUGCAGAAUCACAUGCUCAGCUUAAUGUAUGUGGCACUGCUCCCCUCAACACCAGGAUAGUUGGAGGUAAAGACGCUCCAGCUGGAAGUUGGCCCUGGCAGGUUAGUCUGCAGGGAUUUGGCAGCCAUGUUUGUGGUGGUUCCCUCAUCAACAGAGAGUGGGUGAUGUCUGCUGCUCACUGCUUCUCCAGUACAAGUACGUCUGGAUGGCAGGUUUCUCUUGGUCGUCAGAACCUGCAGGGCAAUAACCCAAACGCAGUGUCCAGAACUGUCGCCAGAAUCAUUUUGCAUCCAAACUAUGACCGGAACACCAACAACAACGACAUUGCUCUGCUCGAACUCUCCUCACCGGUCCCAUUCACAGCCUACAUCAGACCUGUGUGUCUGGCAGCCAGUGACAGUGUGUUCAACAGCGGUACUAAUAGCUGGGUCACUGGCUGGGGCACACUCAAGGAGGGAGUGUCAUUACCGUUCCCUAAAACUCUUCAAGAAGUGAAGGUGCCAGUUCUAGGAAACAGACAGUGUAACUGUCUCAACGGAGUCGGUACAAUCACAGACAACAUGAUCUGUGCUGGUGUUCUGGCAGGAGGCAAAGACUCAUGUCAGGGUGACUCAGGAGGUCCAAUGGUGAACCAGCAGGGUUCUGUCUGGAUCCAGUCUGGAAUUGUCAGUUUUGGUUUUGGCUGUGCUCGGCCCAAUCUGCCGGGAGUCUACUCCAGAGUGUCCAGGUACCAGUCCUGGAUCAACUCCCUCAUCAGCUCUGAUAAGCCAGGCUUUGUCCAGGUCACCUCCAGUGGACUGGAUGCUGACAGCAGCUACACCUGUCCUGGUCUGCCAGCGACCCCAACAACUUCACCAACGACAGGACCAAGUACUGCUUUCCAAAGUAUAAACAGUCCUGCAAGUGAUGGCCCUGCAUAAAAUCAUUUAUUUCCAAUUACAGUUUUUUAACUGUUACAAUUUUGAUAAUUUAAUUUACCUCUACCUGUCAGUUAUUUCUGCUUCUCUUCAUAUUAAAAUUGUUGUCAUAUAGGAUCUGUGUU
Perca fluviatilis (European perch) is the source of this 2774-nucleotide messenger RNA. RefSeq lists its product as uncharacterized. The transcript has 15 exons. Gene Ontology annotation, biological process: vitamin K metabolic process; proteolysis. NCBI's taxonomy places the organism in Eukaryota, Metazoa, Chordata, Actinopteri, Perciformes, Percidae. Gene Ontology annotation, molecular function: vitamin-K-epoxide reductase (warfarin-sensitive) activity; serine-type endopeptidase activity. The record is from RefSeq and is a predicted model, not a curated record.